AUGCUCACGCGCGUUCUAGCAGCAACACAGGCCGGGAGCCUGCGGCUCGCGGCACGAGUGUGCGGGCCAGCGGCAGGGGCCGGCGUCGCCGCAUCCAUGGCGACGUACCGCAAGCGUAUCGGCUCGCGCCCGCUGCGGUCGCGGCUGGAGGCCGUCGGCGGCACGGCCAGCGACGCUGCCCUUGGCCUCCGCGCCAACAACAACCUGCGCCUGGUGACGCUUGACACCGAGGCCAAGGCCUCGCUCUCGAGCAACCUUCUCGCGGAGCUGCAGGAGCACUAUGCGCGGUGGUCGAUUGACCCCAACGUGGCGGCGGUGGUGCUUCAGGCUUCACCCAAGACCAACAAGGUCUUCUCGGCCGGCUUUGAUCUCGAGGCGCUCGCCGGCGACAAGGCGGCCGCAUACCUCGCCGAGUACUUUAAGCUUGCCGAGCUUGUCAGCGCGCGGUUUGAGAACCACCACAUUGCGCUCAUCGAUGGUCAUGCGGCGCUGGGUACGUUUGGCGUCUCGGCCGCAGGGCGGUGGUCGGUGGCGACCGAGGCUGCGUCAUUGGCGGUCGACGAGGUCCGAGCCGGUUUGCCAGUCACCGGAGGCGCGUCGUACGUGCUCGCGCGGAUGCCGUUUGGCAUGGGCGCGUACAUGGGCCUCACCGGACGGCGGCUCAACGGCCGGUCACUCCUUCACGCUGGUCUUGCCACCCACUACCUGGGCUCGGACAAGCUGCCUGCGCUGCUUGAUGAGCUUGCUACGCUCACGACCGACGCCGCGUCGUAUGAGCGCAUCAACGACGUCCUCACAUUUUUCAUCGACAACCUCGAAGGCAACGCAGCAUGGCUCGAGCUCGAAAAGUCGCCUGAAGGCCUGGCUCACCGCCGCGCCGCCCUCGACAAGACCCUGUCCGGGCGCGAUGGCGGUGAGCCGUCGGGCGCGCUGGAGUGGACCUUUGGCGAGGCGCCGUCCAUGGAGAUGUUGGUUGAGCGGCUGUCGGUCCUCAACUCGCCGUGGGGCGCCCGCAUGCUGGCAUCUCUCGCCUUUUGCUCGCCGCUGGCGCUCAAGGUCUCGUUCGAGCUCAUCCGCUCUGCCGCUGAUAAGACGCUGCACGAGGCCAUGCGCGACGAGUACCGCGCCGCCGUUCGCCUUAUCAAGUCACCGGACUUUGCCGUCGGCCGCGAGUCGUACGCUCGCGUUGCUGCCCUCGGCUCGCUCAACCCGGCCUCGGGCUCCGUUCCCGCCAAGCUGGAGCCGCCGUCGUGGCCAUCGGGCUCGGUCGCCGACGUUGCCGACGCCGACGUUACCGCCAUCAUCAACACGCCGCUCUCGCGCGGCGCUGACGGCGCCAGCGACCUUGUUUUCAAGGCGUAGUAAUAGACCCUGCAGCCAACUCUC
Molecule: messenger RNA, 1386 nt
Organism: Thecamonas trahens ATCC 50062
Lineage: Eukaryota; Apusomonadida; Apusomonadidae
Product: 3-hydroxyisobutyryl-CoA hydrolase
Exons: 2
Coding region: 1-1362 (453 amino acids)
Biological process (GO): L-valine catabolic process
Molecular function (GO): 3-hydroxyisobutyryl-CoA hydrolase activity
Source: RefSeq, a predicted model, not a curated record